This is a messenger RNA of Saccostrea echinata, 1360 nucleotides long. Its product is annotated as pre-mRNA-splicing factor CWC22 homolog. The transcript has a single exon. NCBI's taxonomy places the organism in Eukaryota, Metazoa, Mollusca, Bivalvia, Ostreida, Ostreidae. The record is from RefSeq and is a predicted model, not a curated record. The coding region runs from base 98 to 1360 and encodes 420 amino acids.
UGCAUUGACCUUCAAUUCAACACUAAAAUAACAGCUCUUUAAAGUAUGACUACCCAUAAAUAGAUAAAAACUACUCAGGUAUGAAAACCUACUGCGCAUGCCUCAGGUAAACCCCAUCUGCUCGAUAGAUAUAAUCGAUGACUUUCAAUUCAGCUCGCCAAGUGAGUACACGUGUUUUCGUGUUCGAAUGGCCAAUGCCCAACUUCGUUCGCCGGGUCCUGGACAGGCAACGCCGGCACGUCAUGAAAGUAAUGAAGAACAGGAAAGCUCACCCGCAGAGGCGGAGGAGAGUGAUAACAAUAAGGUAGAUGAGUCGGAGGACUCUCAAGUAGAACAUGUCUCUGUAGCGGACAAAACAGAGGAUGAUUAUCGGCGGCAGUGGUCGUCGGAGCAAAUUCGAAAUGCAAAAAGUAAGUCUGGCGACGUUUCUAAUAGAACACAGUCGAGCUCAAAAAAACGUAAAAAGAGCAGGUCCUCAAAUGAAUCAAGUUCCAGCUCCUCUAGUUCUAGUUCCUCAAGCUCGUCAAGCUCUAGUUCCGAGUCUGAUUCAGAUUCUGAUUUGUUUUUGUGUUCCGCUGAUAGCACAAAAUCUAAACCAAAAAUUUCUAAAAAGAUACUUAAUUUUGUUACUAAGUACGCAACUAAAGGAAUCAAUAAAAAGAACAGACAAAAUGUUGCAAAGAUUUGUCCUAUACCUAAUUCAAAGAAGCUUCAGGGUUUGUCUUUGGACAGAUUUUUCAAGAAAAUUUAUUUCAAGGGGAAAAAAUGGAAUGGCAAAUUAGAGAAAAAUAAAAUCAAUACACAGAUGAGAAUUCUAGAUGCUUUAGGGCCACUUUCCGUUUUAUGGAGCGAGGCAGAACGAAUAGGCAAAACGGGCAAGGGUAUGGACCCUUCUGAUGUGAUUCAGUUUGUCCAAAGAGCAAUUAUGUUUGUAGGAAAUUCUCAUUUCCUUUACAAUACUGAUAGGCGUAAAGCAGUUUUAGCUAAAACAAUGCCUGAGUCAGUAGAUGUACUUUCCGAUAAGAGGUACAAAAAAUCACUGGGAAAGUGUAAAAAUGAUUUAUUUGGAAAACACUUUCUCAAACAAUUAGCUAAAGAUAACAAAGAUAACAGAGAAUUAAAACAGCUUUUGUCUAAUGGUAAUGAGAAAAAAGUUUGGUCUCAGACAAGACAAUUUUCUGAUAGAAACCGCCAGUUUUUUCUUCAGAGACCCUCAUCAAGCCUCCAGUAUGGGGGUCGCAGACAGACAGACAGGAGGCAGUUCACUCAGAAUCAGAGAUACGCACAGUACCCACAGUACAGGGGUCAGGGAGCGAAUCAGAAAUUUUCAGCGCCUCCCAAGAAACCAAACACUCAAUGA